AUGGCUCCCCCCGCGCCUCAGGCGCUGCCUCUUUUCCUCCUCCUCCUCCUCCUCCAUUCCCUCCACCUCACCGCCUCCUCCAAGCUCAACAUUCCCAAGGUGCUGCUACCCUACACCCGCGGUACCCGCGUCAACUUCACGCUGGAGGCCAGCGAGGGUUGCUACCGAUGGUCCUCCACCAGACCAGAGGUUGCAAGCAUUGAGCUAGCAGAUCAGGAUGAGCGCCAGUGUUCACAGAAAGCUGUUGUCCAGGCACGGUCCUCACAACCCACACGCCUGACAAGUAUCAUCUUUGCUGAAGAUAUAAUGACCGGACAAGUGCUUCGUUGUGAUGCUAUAGUUGAUAUAAUUCACGGCAUCCAAAUUGUGUCCACAACAAGAGAACUCUAUCUUGAAGAUUCACCACUGGAGCUAAAAAUUCAGGCUUUGGAUUCUGAAGGAAACACUUUCAGCACAUUGGCAGGGUUAGUCUUUGACUGGACAAUAGUGAAGGACACAGAGGCUGAUGGCUUCUCAGAUUCCCACAAUGCGUUACGUAUACUCAAGUUCUUAGAAUCCACUUAUAUUCCACCUUCCUAUAUAUCAGAGAUGGAAAAAGUUGCCAAGCAAGGAGAUACCAUUCUGGUGUCUGGAAUGAAAACAGGGAGUUCUAAAUUAAAAGCAAGAAUACAGGAAAGCGUCUAUAAGCAUGUACAUCCUGCAGAAGUCAGAUUGCUUAUAUUGGAAAACAUCCUUUUAAAUCCAGCAUAUGACAUUUAUCUUCUGGUAGGAACGUCAAUUCAGUACAAAGUUCAGAAAAUAAGGCAAGGGAAGAUUACAGAAUUAAUGAUGCCGUCUGAUCAGUAUGAACUGCAGCUGCAGAACAACGUACUGGGUCCUGAGGGAGAUCCGUCUUGGCCGGUUGCCAGGUUGGACCAGACAACAUCGGUUGUAACUGCAUUGCAGCAGGGACAAACUAACCUCAUACUUGGGCACAAGAGUAUUCGCAUGCAAGGGGUUUCCAGACUACCAAACAGCACUAUCUAUGUUGUAAAUCCUGGGUAUUUAGGAUUUACAGUUCAUCCAGGUGACAGAUGGGUCCUAGAAACAGGCAGACUUUAUGAAAUUACAAUUGAAGUGUAUGAUAAAUCAAGCAAUAAGGUGUACUUGUCUGAUAAUAUCAGAAUUAAUACAAAGCUGUCCAAAGAAUAUUUUGAGGUGCUGAAGUCAUCUCUGAAUGGAUCAUAUCAUUAUGUGAAAGCAAUAAAGAAGGGUCAGACCAUUAUUGAUGCUGCACUGACAUCAGUAGUAGAUCAGGAUGGAGGUGUUCAUACAUUACCAGUUCCAGUGCAAAACCAGCAAGAUGUUGAAAUAUAUGUUCCCAUAGUUCUUUCACCCAGCAUUUUGACGUUUCCUUGGCAGCCAAAAGCAGGAGUCUACCAGUACACCAUACAGGCUCAUGGUGGAAGUGGAAAUUUCAGUUGGUCCUAUUCUAACCAGGCAGUUGCUACAGUGACAGUCAAAGGAGUAAUGACAACUGGAAGUGAUAUUGGCAUCAGUGUAAUUCAGGCAAUUGAUGUUCAGAAUCCAUUGCAUUAUGGAGAAAUGAAGGUGUACGUAACUGAACCUAGUGGGAUGGAGUUCACACCAUGUCAAGUUGAAGCACGUGUUGGCCAAAUAUUGGAGCUGCCCCUGAGGAUUAAUGGCCUAACAAAUGUUGAAACAGGCGAGACGGUGCCACUGAGUGACUGCUCACACUUUGAUCUAGUUGUAGAAGUAGAAAACCGUGGUGUGUUCAAGCCACUUCAAGGAAGGCUUAAGCCAACUGCCGAUUUUUGUAGUGGAGUCAGAGUGAAAGCUGAAACUCAAGGAUACACAGCACUUGUUGUCAGUUACACCCAUGGUCAUGUCCACCUCAGUGCUAGCAUCACCAUUGCUGCUUAUCUACCAUUAAAAACUAUUGAUCCUCCAUCUGUUGCUUUAGUGACUUUGGGUUCCUCUAAAGAUAUGUUAUUUGAAGGAGGACCUAGACCAUGGGUACAAGAACCUUCAAAGUUCUUCAGGAACAUCACCGCUGAGGAUGCAGAAAGUGUUGGUCUGUCUUUAUUUGGACCUCCUACAUCACGAAAUAACAUCCAGCAUUGGGUUAGAGUAUCUUGCAAAAGCCUGGGAGAGCAAGUUAUUGCCUUAGCAGUUGGAAACAACCCCACAAUCACCAACCCUUUUCCAGCGGUUGAGCCUGCUAUUGUGAAGUUCAUCUGUGCUGUCCCUUCACGACUCACUUUGACUCCUGUUUAUGGAAGUCCUCAGCUUGAUCUCUCCUGCCCUUUGCUGCAACAAAACAAGCAAGUGGUUCCUGUUUCAAAUUACCGCAAUCCAGUAUUGGAUUUGGCUGCAUAUGACCAACAGGGCAGCAAAUUUGAUAACUUCAGUUCUCUUAGUGUUAUCUGGGAAUCAACAAAAAUGUCCUUAGCUAAUAUUGAGCCUGAUAUGCCAAUGGAGCUGACUUUGAAAGAAGAUGGAAGCGGUCAAAAGAAAAUGCAUGGCUUGCAAACUGUUCUAGUUCAUCAUGAGUCUGGAACAACUGCCAUCUCUGCAACUGCAACAGGAUACCAGCAAUCCCAUCUCAAGGCAGCUAAAGUAAAAAUACCGUAUGAACCUCUUCUACCAGUGUCUGCCACUAUUGAACUGAUACUAGUGGAAGAUGUAAAAGUGAGCCCUACCGAUGUCUCUAUUUACAAUCACCCUGACAUACAGGCAGAACUGUUCAUCAAAGAAGGUUCUGGAUAUUUUUUCAUUAAUACCAGUGUUGCAAACGUUGUAAGAGUUGCUCAUGAGGAAUCUCAAGGUAUUGCUUUGGUGCAUCCUCUGCUUCCAGGAUCAGUGACUGUAAUGAUUCAUGACUUGUGUUUGGCUUUCCCUGCACCAGCUAAAGCUGAAAUUUAUGUAUCUGAUAUACAGGAACUGUAUGUCCGAGUUGUUGACAAGGUGGAGAUUGGAAAAACAGUUAAAGCUUAUGUCAGAGUUCUGGAUGACUCUAAGAAACCUUUUCUGGCGAAAUACUUUGCUGUCAUGGAUCUAAAACUAAGGGCAGCAUCUCAGAUUGUUUCACUUGUCCCGCUCAGUGAAGCUCUUGAUGACCAUACUGCUGCUUUUCUAGUGCAUGGGAUGGCCAUUGGUCAGACUAGUCUUAUGGCAACUGUUGCUGACAAAAGAGGACAAAGAAUCAACUCUGCUCCACAACAGAUUGAAGUCUUUCCCCCAUUUAGACUACUGCCAAGGAAAGUGACCCUAAUUAUUGGGGCUAUGAUUCAGAUCACUUCAGAAGGAGGCCCUCAACCUCAAUCCAACAUAAUUUUCUCCAUCAGCGAUGAGAAGAUUGCAUCAGUGAACAGCACCGGACUUGUCAGAGGAGUGGCAAUCGGGAAUGGAACAGUAACAGGAGUGGUGCAAGCUGUUGAUGCAGAGACAGGGAAGCUUGUCGUGGUGUCUCAGGACAAAGUGGACGUUGAAGUAGUACAGCUGACAGCUGUUAGAAUUCGUGCACCAAUUACACGAAUGAAAACUGGUACACAGAUGCCGGUUUAUGUAAUGGGCAUCACCAGUAGUCAGACUCCUUUUUCAUUUGGCAAUGCAGUACCGGGGUUAACUUUCCACUGGUCUGUCACGAAGAGGGAUACUCUGGAUAUCAAGACAAGACACAGUGAGGCUUCUUUUCAGCUUCCUGCAAGAUAUAACUUUGCAAUGGAUGUUUAUGGCAGAGUAAAGGGAAGAACAGGCCUGAAAGUUGUUGUGAAGGUCCUUGAUCCUGCAGCCAACCAGUUUUACAACAUGGCAAGAGAACUGUCAGAUGAAAUCCAAAUUCAGGUGUUUGAAAAACUUCACCUAGUCACUCCAGAAGUAGAAGCGGAGCAGAUCUUAAUGUCACCAAAUUCCUUUAUUAAACUUCAGACAAACAGGGACCGAGUGGCUUCACUGAGUUACCGUGUCCUGGAUGGACCAGAUAAAGUUCCUGUUGUAAAAAUCGAUGAGAGAGGUUUCCUUAACUCUGGGUCUUUGAUAGGAUCAUCAACAAUUGAAGUGAUUUCACAAGAGUCAUUUGGGAUCAACCAAACCAUUGUAGCUGCUGUUAAGGUCUACCCCAUCUCAUACCUAAGAAUCUCGAUGAGUCCUAUUCUGCACACACAAAACAAAGAGGCAUUAUUGGCUCUCCCACUGGGUGUGACACUGACAUUUACAGUCCACUUUCACGAUAACUCUGGAGAUACUUUUCAUUCGCAUAAUUCUGUGCUGAACUUUGCAACAAACAGAGAUGACUUUGUACAGAUUGGGAAAGGAGCCACAAACAGCACAUUUGUAAUCCGGACUGUAAAUGUAGGUUUGACCUUGCUUAAAGUCUGGGAUGCAGAACAUAGUGGAAUCGCAGACUACGUCCCACUUCCUGUGCAACAUGCCAUUUUUCCUGAACUCAUAGAUGUGGUGGUAGGUGAUGUCCUCUGUUUGAGUACUUCACUGAUAAACCAAGAAGGCCUGUCGGGUGUAUGGAGCUCCUCGUUAAGUAGUGUUCUUCAAGUCGACUCCAAGACUGGCGUAGCAGUGGCAAGGGAUUCUGGUGUUGUCACUGUCUAUUAUGAGAUUCCUGGAUUACUUAAAACAUACAGAGAGAUAUUGGUUAAUAUACCUCAGAGGACUACAGCAAUGCAUGUAAGUGGUGUGAAAACAAGCUUGCAAGGAGUUGCCGCCUCAAAAGUGAUAGUUUCAAUUGGGGAAAGAAAUAAAAAUUUGAAAGGGGAGUGCUUGCCGGCUCAGAUUGAAGCCAUUGCUGAGUUACAACCACAGUCCCUUAUCAGUUGCCAUCUAGAUUUUAACAACUAUGUGUUUGACUUCCCAGCACGUGAUAUUUUUAUAGCAGAACCCGGAUUUGAUGCAGUUUCAGGACAUUACACCUGUUCCAUCACAAUGCACAGGCUGACUGACAAGCAGCUGAAGCAUCUCAGCAUGAGUAAAACUGCACUCAGAGUUACAGCUUCAAUCCAAGGCAGCCACUUCUCUGGGGAGCAGAUCAGCACUGAGGUGCCAUUCAAUCCUGGGUUUUAUGCUGACCAAACAGAAAUUCUUUUAAGUAACCAUUACACAAGCUCUGAUGUGAAAAUAUUUGGUGCCACUGAAAUUCUUGAUACCCUAGAGGUGAAAUGUGGGUCACCAACAGUGAAGGCGUUUGAGAAAGAGAAAUCGUAUGGGCUGCCUAGUUACGUAGUCUACACCAUUAGUCUGUCGGAUCCAAGAAUUUCAAGCCAGGGAUCCCUAUCAACCACUCUAACUGUUUCUAGUCCUAUGACUGACCAGUCUAUCACUAUCCCAGUGACAGUGAUUUACUUGACUGACAGAACCAGCGCACCAGUGAGACAUGGAGCCAGUCUAUUCCAGCACUUUCUUGAUUCUUAUCAAGUAAUGUUCUUCACGCUUUUUGCACUAUUAGCAGGGACAGCUGUUAUGAUUAUAGCCUACCAUGCAGUUUUCUCACCGAAAGAACAGCACAGUCAUCCAGCAUUUACCCCAAGGACAACUCCUCAACACAGCCAUAACAGUUUCUCUGUGUCACCUGUGCUUUCCUUCAGUCCUCAGUCCUCAAGCAGGAGAACAAGCCCAUCAUCCACACUCUGGAGCACUGAUUAUGGUUCACGUUAGAGAUAGCAGGACUCACGUUCAUGCAUUAGGGCUGGAAAAGAAAUAAAAAAAAAAAAAACCAGUGCCUUUUAACAAUAGCAAAUUUAAGAACUUUCACAGUUUCAAUAUAAUUCAAGUCAUCUCUUGAAUGUAACUAGCUUCAUAAUUGUUUUUUUAUAUUUAGAGCUCUUUGUUUUUUUGUUUUUCUUAUUAUGUCAGUGCUUCAGUUCUCUAAAUCUUAUCUGCAGUUUUAUGCUCAGUUGACAAGGAUGACUGGACAAAAAGCAGUGUUUAUGCUAAGUUAGCUUUCUUGCACUCUUCAAGCAACUAGAAGUUAUGUCUAAGUGAUAGUGAUAAAAAAUUCUAUUUACUUUUUGUAAAAAUUAACUUUCUUUUUAAUGAACUUUUUCAAAAAGGGAAAUAGAAAAACAGAUCAAAUAUGAGCCAAAAAUAUGAGGGGUUGUAUAUUUCAAAGAACUUAUUUUUUAUUUUGAGUUCCAAAGACUCAGGAAUGUACUGCACUGAUAAGUGUUCUAACGUUUAGCCUUACAAUGUGAUUCAUCACCAUAAUUUGCUGGUUUAACAUGAGGAAUGCUGGAACAACUGUGAAUAAUUUGGAGGGUUUUUACAACAACAACAACAAAAAAGUAUCGUAGUGUGGCUUCCUUUGGGUACAACUGCAGUAUUCCUUUCUUGUUACUGUAAGCACUUUUUUGGGACUGGGAAUGUGAAAGCAUGUGCCUUCUAAGAGGACCUUUCUUCUGGUAGUAAAUAUUUUUAAUUGAAGGCAAUUAUCUUAACUGUGUUCUGACAGAGAUGUAAUACAUUUAUGUAGGUCAUUUCACACAUAGAAGUACCUCAAUAGAAACUGAGCCUCCUUUUAUUAUCACUGGUCACCUGGUGCACUGGAAAGUGAGUGGCUUAUUUCACACUUAACGAUGAGUGACCUUUUUCAGUUGGUUCAGCCUGCUUGUCUCUGUAUUCGUGUACAAACCGAUACAGCCACACCCGGAAUCUUCACUUAUAUUAUACAGAAAGAUACUACUGGUAUGACCAGACUUUGGAAUACUUGUACCAUAAUGUCCUACUAAUAAGUGCUCGUUUGUAAGUCUGUAAAAUACAAUGUAGUAUUUAAUUGUGUAAGUAUUAAUGUGGGGGUUUUUUGGUUGACUGUUUUGGUUUUCUUCUUGACUGGCUAAGACACACAGAUGUAAAAUGCACAAUUCCAGGUACAUCAGAAAGUACUCUGCUAAACCAGGCAGUUGGUCACUGUGUGCUCGGAUGUAUUUUGCGUUCUGAACAAGAUGGCAGUGAGGUAUGCUGACUUGAACUUUUUUCCAAAUUCAUUUUAAACAGAUGAGAAGAAAAACUUGGUUCCAAUUCUUAGUGCUAAAGUUACUUCCCUGAGAAUAGAAAAAACAGUAUCUCAGUUGGAAUCCUUUAUUUUGAGGAUUAUAAUCAUAAUCAAAGUAACUUUUAAUCCAUAAGCAGUAUUUUGCAGCUAUCGGAUAAGGGCUUUGUUUACAUUUAACAAGUAUGACAGGUUUAAUUGUGAAUAAUAUACUGGCUGUCUGAACUCUCCUAAGGACCAUAAUGAAAGUGAUCGCAAUUGUUCUAGUUCAAAGAACAAAGUAUUUCAUGGAAAAUACACUGUGCGCAGAACUAUACGAGCAAAAAGUCAGAGGAAUGUGAAUGCAGACGCAAUUUAUGGCACACAGUUUUGGUUUCACUCAGUAUUACAAAAAAGCAACGUUGUUACAUGUUAUUAUAUUGAGUCUUAGCUAGUUAAUGGAGAGUUAAUGGCUUAAUGGCUAGUUUUGGAGAAGUUGUGCCUUACG
Gavia stellata (red-throated loon) is the source of this 7484-nucleotide messenger RNA. It is a transcript of the gene NUP210, whose product is annotated as nucleoporin 210. The record is from RefSeq and is a predicted model, not a curated record. Bases 1 to 5667 code for a protein of 1888 amino acids. Lineage: Eukaryota; Metazoa; Chordata; Aves; Gaviiformes; Gaviidae. The transcript has 40 exons. Gene Ontology annotation, cellular component: nuclear pore.